UCUAUGUCUCUCUGUCUUCAGGCUCUGGAUCAGGACCGCUCAGCUCUCCAGAAGGUGAAGAAGUCGGUGAAGUCCAUCUACAGCUCAGGACAAGAGCAUGCUGGGAACCAGGAGAGCUUCAGUCAGGCUCUGGACCGACUGGGAGGAAACAACUGUGAACUGGGAUCAGCCUUCGUUAAGUUCUCCUGUCUGGUUAAAGAACUCGCUGCUCUGCUCAAGAACCUGCUGCAGAGUUUGAGUCAUAACGUCGUCUUCACUCUGGACUCGCUGCUGAAGGGAGACCUGAAAGGAGUUAAAGGGGAUCUGAAGAAACCAUUUGAUAAAGCAUGGAAGGACUACGAGACCAAGUUCACAAAGAUCGAGAAGGAGAAGAGAGAACACGCCAAACAACACGGGAUGAUCCGCACCGAGAUCACCGGAGCAGAACUCGCCGAGGAGAUGGAGAAAGAGAGGAGACUCCGCACCGAGAUCACCGGAGCAGAACUCGCCGAGGAGAUGGAGAAAGAGAGGAGACUGUUCCAGCUCCAGAUGUGUGAGUAUCUGAUCAAAGUCAAUGAGAUAAAGACCAGGAAGGGCGUGGACCUGCUGCAGAACCUCAUCAAGUAUUAUCACGCUCAGUGCAAUUUUUUUCAGGAUGGUUUGAAGACAGCUGACAAACUGAAGCAGUACAUCGAGAAACUGGCUGCUGACCUGUUCAAUAUCAAACAGACUCAGGACGAGGAGAAGAAGCAGCUGACGGCUGUCAGAGAUCUCAUCAAGAGCUCCAUGCAGCUGGACCAGAGGGAGUCCAGGAGAGACUCUCAGAGUAAACAGAGUGGAUACAGUAUGCACCAGCUGCAGGGGAACAAGGACUUUGGGAGCGAGAAGAAAGGCUACCUGUUGAAGAAGAGUGAUGGGCUGAGGAAAGUCUGGCAGCGGAGGAAAUGUUCAGUGAAGAGCGGAGUUCUCACUAUUUCUCAUGCUACAUCCAACAGACAGCCUGUCCGGUUGAACCUGCUCACCUGUCAGGUGAAACCCAGUUCAGAGGACAAGAAAUGCUUCGACCUCAUCUCCCAUAAUCGGACGUAUCACUUCCAGGCUGAAGACGAGUUGGAGUUUGUCAGCUGGGUGUCUGUACUGACCAACAGUAAGGAGGAGGCCCUGAACGUGGCGUUUCAGGGUGGAGGUCAGAGUUCAGGUGUGGAGGAGGAGGAGGAGGAGCUCACUAAGAGCAUCAUCGACGAGGUGCUGCGGUCGCCAGGCAACGACACCUGCUGCGACUGUGGAGCCGCAGAUCCUCGUUGGCUCUCCUCUAACCUCGGUGUUCUGACCUGCAUCGAGUGUUCUGGGGUCCACAGGGAGAUGGGAGUCCACGUGUCCCGGAUCCAGAGUCUGGAACUGGACAAACUGGGAACCUCGGAGUUACUGCUUGCUAAGAAUGUUGGGAACUGUAGUUUCAAUGAGAUCAUGGAGGCCAGCCUACCCUCUCCAUCGCUGAAGCCGACGGCCUCCAGCGACAUGACGGCGAGGAAAGAGUUCAUCAACGGCAAGUACAUCGGCCGCAAGUUUGUCCGGCGCAGCACCUCCACGGCGACCAGCCGGAUGAGGGAGGUCUACGACGCGGUGCGGUCCAGAGACCUGCUGUCAAUCAUCCAGCUGUACGCUGAGGGGGCGGAGCUGCUGCAGCCGGUACCUGAACCGGGCCAGGAAGCAGGAGAGACGGCGCUACACCUCUGUGUUCAGACAGCGGAUCCGUCCUCGCUCCACCUGGUGGACUUCCUGGUUCAGAACAGCGGAGACCUGGACGGACAGACGGACGGAGGAAACACCGCCCUGCACUACUGCUGUCUGUUCAACAAAGCAGAGUGUGUGAAGCUGCUGCUGAGAGGAAAACCGGACCUCCACCUCACCAAUCAGAGCGGAGAGACGGCGCUGGACGUCGCCCGCAGACUGAAGCACUCCCAGUGUGAAGAACCGUUGGUGGAGGCGCUCUCUGGCAGGUUUAACCCUCACGUUCAUGUGGACUACAACUGGAACCUCCGACUGGACGACCUGGACGAGAGCGAUGAGGAACCGGACGACAAGGUCAGUCCGCUGAAGAAGGAGCGCUCCCUCCGUCCUCAGAGCUUCUGUCCGUCCUCCGCUGUCUCCUCUCAGGAGAAGCUGUCUCUGCCAGCCUCCUUUGUUCCUCCUCACAGGGACAAGCAGCGUCUGUCCUACCUUGUCUACAGCACCUCCUCCUCCGACACUCCUCCCUCCCCCGGGCUCGACACCUCCGGACCUUCACCAGCUGCCAGGAGCCAGAAGAAAGGCCCCGCCUCAGGCCCGCCCACCUCCCUCCCUCUCAGCUCCCAGACCAGUGGAGGAGCAGGAGGUGGAGGAAGCUCCACCCUGAAGAGGAGACCCCCUCCUCCCCCACCUGGACUCAAGCGCGCCCUGUCCGACCCCCCCAGCCCAGUCCUGCAGGGACCAGCAGGUAAAGGAAGUGAGAUGAGCCCCCCACUCGGAAACAGGACGUCACCGGCCAACAGGUUUGAGGGGAUCCAGCAGCAGCAGAGCAUGACCUCCAGUAACACCAAGUCCACGUUGGGACCCAGAGUUCUACCCAAACUCCCUCAGAACGUGUCUUUGAGGAGGACGGUGCACCCCCCCUCUGUGGACCAACCCAGCCAGCCUCCAGACCUCUUCCACAGACCCCCCCCCUCCCCACAGCCAGACCCCCAUAAGUCGCCUCCUUUUAUUGACUCCUCCCCUAAGCCCCUCCCCCCGGUAGACUCCGCCCUCAGAGCCCCAUUGGCUGGGAAACCUCACCUGUCCAACCUCCCCAAACCUCACCUCUCUGACCUCCCCCCGAAGCCCCUCCUCAAAGACUUCCCCCCCAAACCGCCGCUCAGCGACAGGCCUGGCCCCUCCCCCGUUGCUAUGGAGACCCAGGGAUCCAAGAUGGCAGCGGCAGAGGGCGGGUCAUCACCUGGACCGGCUGAAGAUGCUGAUGAGGCCGUGAGACGCCCCGUCCCUCUGCCGCGCAAACUGAACUCUGUGAAGACCAAAACCCGGAGGGUGAAAACCAUCUACGACUGUGAGGCCGAUAACGAAGACGAGCUGACCUUCAGUGAGGGGGAAGUCAUCCUCGUCACUGGAGAGGAGGACCAGGAGUGGUGGGUUGGACACAUCGAGGGACAUCCAGAGAGGAAAGGUGUCUUCCCCAUGUCCUUCGUUCACAUCCUCUCUGAUUGACUCCGCCCACUGGCGAGUAACCAGCUGCUGACCAACAGGAACCGACCAACUAAACCCAGUUAAUGAAGCUGUAAAUAGACCAACAGUGUUACCAUAGCAACCCAGCAUGCACAGCCAGACGAGUCGCCGUGGUGACGACCUGUCAAUCAGUGUGUAGCCACGCCCUAAAGCAUACCCUGCUUUAUGGUCUGUUUGACUCUGAAUGGAUCAUUUACUAAAUGAACAGAAGAGAAUGCAGCUUUAACACAUGAAGCUCUGACUUCUUUUACACAGUCUGUGUCUGCAGAUCCACGGCUGAAGUGAUUCUGGAACACACCUCUAUGACAUCAUAUAACUGAUGUGACAUCAUAUAACUGAUGUCACUGUGAAUCCUUUAUGGAAGCUUUGCAUCUCGUCUCUGAACCGGUUCACCGGUUAACCCGGUCGCUCCGAGGCGAUCGUGAUCCCGUCAGAAUUGUGUGAGUGGAACAUGAAAGAAGACAUUUUGAAUUAAAUGUUUAUAGCGUGUGGACUCGUCUGAUUGGCUGGGGCUAAGCAACGCUAACGCUAACAAACAUGCACACAGUUCUGUCACAAUAUCUACAGAAACUGAUGGAAAUGUUCCA
Molecule: messenger RNA, 3821 nt
Organism: Anoplopoma fimbria (sablefish)
Lineage: Eukaryota; Metazoa; Chordata; Actinopteri; Perciformes; Anoplopomatidae
Gene: asap1a
Product: ArfGAP with SH3 domain, ankyrin repeat and PH domain 1a
Biological process (GO): positive regulation of GTPase activity
Cellular component (GO): cytoplasm
Molecular function (GO): GTPase activator activity; protein binding
Source: RefSeq, a predicted model, not a curated record